AUGACGCGUUCGUUAUUCCUUCGAAUCCACGACGCAGUCGUUGAACAUGACAAGUACUUCGUCCAAAAGAAGAAUGAUGCUGGACAGUUAGGACUAUCUAGUCUUCAAAAGAUUACUGCAGCUAUGCGGAUGGUCGCAUAUGGAGCAUCCGCUGACUCCGUUGACGACUAUGUUCGGAUCGGUAAAAGUACGUCGUUUGAGAGCGUGAAGAGGUUCGUUCGAUCGAUUAUCAACAUCUUUGGAGAGGAAUACCUUCGUGCACCGACUAAUGAAGACGUUGCACGCCUUCUCGAGGAAGGCUCACAACGAGGUUUUCCUGGUAUACUUGGGAGCAUCGACUGCAUGCACUGGACAUGGAAGAACUGUCCAACUGCCUGGCAAGGCCUUACUAACACAUCAUCCGAGUCAGUGUUCAACUCGAUAGGGAUCGCUGGCAUGGAAUUGUUUGGUGAGGAAUCAGAGUUUGUGGUUCUUCUCGGCUGCGAUUGA
Molecule: messenger RNA, 489 nt
Organism: Asparagus officinalis (garden asparagus)
Lineage: Eukaryota; Viridiplantae; Streptophyta; Magnoliopsida; Asparagales; Asparagaceae
Exons: 2
Coding region: 1-489 (162 amino acids)
Source: RefSeq, a predicted model, not a curated record